AAAGCUAGAGUGAGCGAGUCGGAGAGAGCAAGCUGGAUAGAGGGAGGGAUGUAAAAAAAGAUCAACUCACUGCUAGUUGUGCUGUGGAAGCAGUGGGAUAAAGCUUCACAGUGAGAGAGAGAGGCAAACUGGGAUAUAUUUCUAUUUAUUUCCCCCCCUCUGUUCCCAUUUCUUGGCUUGUUGCAAAGAAGCAAGAAAAAAAAAAAAUUCAAACGAAAACAGACGUAAAUUUAGCAUCCUAGCAGCCAGAGCGUCUCCUCUACGCGCUCGUUCAGAAGACUCUCCGUGUCUAAUGUGACACAUUGGGGUGGAAUCGUGGGACAUUCGGUCACGCAGAGCUAAGGGAAGGAUGGAUAGAGUGAACCGGGUUUUAAACAUCGUAAGACAGAUGUCUCCCAGGAAAAGGGAAAGAGGGUCUCAUUGGGAGGCGGAGAGCCCGGAGACCUGCGAGGAGAGUCUGUGCUCUCUCAGCCUUUGCAUCAGCGAUGAUGGGCCGUACUCUAAGGGGAACAAGGACUCGACGGGGCCAGACAACUCGCUCACAUCCAGAAGACAAAGCAUCCCAGAACUGCGUGGGGUUACACUGGUUGAGCUGAUUAAGAAGGAAGGAAGCACUUUAGGUCUCACCAUCUCGGGCGGAACAGACAAGGACGGCAAACCACGCGUCUCCAACCUGCGGCCGGGUGGACUGGCGGCUAGGAGCGAUCAGCUCAAUGUGGGCGACUACAUCAAGUCAGUCAAUGGGAUCAACCUGACCAAGCUGCGCCACGACGAGAUCAUCAGUCUGCUAAAAAACGUAGGCGAGCGUGUCGUGCUAGAAGUGGAGUAUGAACUGCCUUCACCUGCGCCAGACAGUACCUCAGGUGUUAUUUCCAAGACAAUCGAGAUCUGUUUGCAGAAAGAGGGCAACAGUUUCGGCUUUGUUAUGCGAGGUGGAUCCCAUGAGGACUGGCACAAAUCCCGUCCUUUGGUGGUCACACAAGUCCGACCUGGUGGUCCUGCUGACAGGGAAGGGACCCUAAAAGCAGGUGAUCGGAUCUUAAGUGUGGAUGGUGUGGUUUUACACAGUGCCACUCUGAGCGAUGCUCUUACAGUACUGACCCAGUCUGGCCAGGAGGCCCUGUUCCAGAUCGAAUACGAUGUCUCCAUCAUGGAUUCGGUGACAAACGCUUCAGGUCCUUUGCUGGUGGAGAUUGCCAAGGCUCCUGGAGCCAGUCUGGGAAUCACUCUGACCACGGCCAUGCACAGAAACAAACAGGCCAUCGUCAUCGACAAGAUCAAGCCCGCCAGUGUAGUGGACAGGUCUGGAGCGUUACACGUGGGUGAUCACAUCCUGUCUAUAGACGGCACCAGCACAGAGCACUGCUCCGUCCUGGAGGCCACGCAGCUGCUGGCCAGCACUACUGAUCAGACCAAACUAGAGAUCCUCCCCGCACACCAAACACGCCUGCCCGGGAAACCCCAGGACACUGUGAAAAUUCAGAAAAGCGACCACCCACACUGUUGGGACCCCUGUGUGAACUACUGCCAUUCUCAACAUCCUGGUCACUGUAAGACAAUGACAUGGACCUCUGCUUCCAGUAACCCGUCCAGCUCUCAGGAUUACUGCAAAUCGGUAGUCUGCACUAACUUCUCUCCUGGGUCCACUACCACAUCAGGCAUGACCAGCCAGGGUUCGAACACGCUGCCCCGGGCCGCUCCUCCCAUGAGCCCACGGAACUCUAUGCUAAAGAGACGACAACGGAAAAAAGAGCACAAAAGCUCCUCUGUAUCUUUAGCCUCAAGUUCUGUGGGCCCUGGUGGUCAGAUCGUCCACACCGAGUCCAGUGAGGUCACUCUGAGAGGAGACCCUCUAAAUGGGUUCGGGGUUCAGCUCCAAGGUGGAAUAUUUGCAACAGAGACCCUCUCUGCACCCCCUCUUAUCCGCUUCAUAGAGCCAGACAGCUCGGCCGAAAGGUGUGGGCUUCUCCAGGUGGGAGACAGAGUCUUAUCCAUCAACGGAAUUCCUACAGAAGACGGAACGCUGGAAGAGGCCAAUCAGCUGCUCCGGGAUGCAGCUCUGGCCAAUAAGGUCACGCUAGAGAUUGAGUUUGAUGUAGCAGAAUCUGUUGUGCCUAGCAGUGGAACAUUCCACGUGAAGCUGCAGAAGAAGAGAGGAGUGGAACUGGGCAUCACAAUCAGCGCCAGUAAGAAACCAGGAGAGCCUCUCAUCAUAUCUGACAUUAAAAAAGGCAGCAUGGCACACAGAACAGGAACUCUGGAGCCCGGAGACAAGCUGCUGGCCAUAGAUAACAUCCGUCUGGAGAACUGCUCCAUGGAGGACGCCGUCCAGAUCCUGCAGCAGAGCGAAGACCUGCUCAAACUCAAAAUCCGCAAGGACGAGGACAACUCAGACGAGCAGGAGUCGUCCGGCUCCAUCAUCUACACGGUGGAGCUGAAGCGCUACGGCGGCCCGCUGGGCAUCACCAUCUCCGGCACCGAGGAGCCCUUCGACCCCAUCAUCAUCUCAGGCCUGACCAAGAGGGGUCUCGCUGAGAGGACUGGAGCCAUUCACGUUGGCGAUCGUAUUCUGGCCAUCAACAGCGUCAGUCUGAAGGGGAAGCCGCUCAGUGAAGCCAUACACCUGCUGCAGAUGGCAGGAGAAACCGUCACCCUCAAGAUCAAGAAACUGACCGACACAGAUGAUAAGAACGAUCUGGAUAAUGAGCUCAGCGAUAACGAGGACGACAUGACCGACUCGCAGAAGACCAAUAAACUGUCGGACAUUUAUUCCACCACCAUCCCCAGCGUGGAUUCGGCCAUGGAGUCGUGGGACGGCUCGGGGAUCGACGGGGGUUACAGCAGCCAAGGUGCCUACACCCAUCAGGCCGCUGGGAUUGCGCUACACCCUCACGAGUGGCGUAACAGCAAGCAGAGGAACAGCACGCCUCCUCCGUCCCGCCGCAAGAACUACCCCUUCAGUGACGGAGGAUUCAGUGAGGACGACUGGGACAAAGCUGCCGGAUACAGCAGCCAGCCGCAUGCCGACGGCCUCAUGAUGGAGCAGGAGGACAGUUUCUGGUGCCAGGCCCUGGAAGACCUGGAGACCUGCGGCCAGUCCGAGCUCCUGCGCGAGAUCGAGGCGUCGAUAAUGACCGGCAGUGCCCUGAGUUUGGGUGUAGAGGGUGGAAAGGCCCACGGCGAGACGGUCAACCAACCUCACCUCAGCCCUCUGAGAAAAGCCCCGCAUCUCCUCAACGAAACCAAGAACAAGAGCACACUCCGUAUGUCCGAGAAGACCUGGGAGUCACGGAGGAUCAAAGAAGAGAUCCAGGACAUCCUGUCGCCCACACCGUUAGAGCUGCACAAGGUGACUGUGAUGAAAGACCCAGAGAGCGAUGACUUUGGAUUUAGCGUAUCGGACGGUUUCUUGGAAAAGGGUGUUUACGUGAACAUGAUCAGACCUGAAGGUCCAGCGGACCGUGCUGGACUCAAACCCUACGACAGGAUCCUUCAGGUGAACCACGUGCGGACGCGAGAUUUCGACUGCUGCUUGGCUGUGCCCCUCAUCACAGAGGCCGGAGACAAGCUUGAGCUGGUGAUUAGCCGAAACCCAUUAGCACAGCCGGGUGUUGCUCAGCCCCACGACUGCCAUCCACACUUCAACCCCGUAGGCCAUUCCCGUGAGCACCAGACCAGCACGCUGGACCUGUGACCACUGGGUAACUCAGACUAUGACCACACCGGACCAUUUGUUACAAUCAGAAGAAGCCAUCAUUCACUGGUUUCAUUACAAAACUCAAGUAAACUGAAAUAUCCAGACUAUAAAGAGUGGUCGUGGAAACGAAACAACUAAAGAUUUGAGCCAGUUUUCAGUACAAAACUCGAAAGGAUCUGAGCCAGUUUUUUUUCUAAAGCAGAACAAAACAAAAAGCUAAAAAAAGAUAUAUUGGACUACUACAAUGCCUACAUGCAAACCAUAAAUGGACUUCGCCCAUCGAACCAUUUUUUUUCUUUACUAUGGAGCCUAGCACAUCAUACGGGGGAAAAUAUUAAUAUAAUGGCCACAAAAUUAGAAUUAAUUCUCAUGACUUAAUUAUUCUCCAAGUUUUUGUAAAUCGUGGUCACAUUGUACUGAUUCAUUCCUUCAUUUUCGGAAAUCACAGUCACAUUUCACUGAUUCGUUCCCCUGUUUCAGUGAAUUGUAUCCACAUUAUACUGCUUUGUUAUUUUUUUUAUAAAUCAUUGUCAUUUUAAUGAUUUGUUUCCUUGUUUAAGUAAAUUGUGGCCAUGCUCUACUGAUUCAUUUCCAUGUUUUAGUAAAUUGUGGCCACAUUGUACUGAUUCAUUCCAUAGUUUUGGUAAAUCGUACUCUCAUUGUACUGAUUCAUUCCCUAGUUUUGGUAAAUCGUACUCGCAUUGUACUGAUUCAUUCCCUAGUUUUGGUAAAUCAUGGCCAUGUUGUACCGAUUCAUUUUCUCUUUUUCAUAAAUAAUGGCCACGUCAUAUUGAUUUGUUCCCUUGUUUUAGUUAACCAUGGUUAUGUUCUGCUGAUUUGUUGCCUUGUUUUUUCAAACAUAUUACUGAUUAAUUUUCUUGAUUAAGUAAGUAAUGCAAUGUUGUGCUGAUUCAUUUCCCUCAUUUUACAAACCUCAAACGAAGGUAUGAAUUAGUGUAAUGUGAUUGCAUUCACUUUAAACGAGGAAACAUUUAAUUUAAUUUUGAAUUUGUGGCCAAGAUGUCUAUUUUUGUUUUCCUACAAUUUUCUUUUCUUUUUUGUUUGGUGUGUUUCUGUUUACUUUAUUUAUUUUUUUGAUAAAAACACUGUGUUCAAAUGUUUACAAAAAAGGAAAAGAAUUCUGCUUUUGAAGUAGAUCGCCAUUAGACGUAAACAUUUCUUAUGUUUCCAUUUUCAAUGGCAAGUGUUUUUACUUCCAAAACAAAACUACAAAUUAAGCUUUAUUUUUGUUUUAGUCCUGGAUGAGUCACUGCAGGAAUACCUUCGAGCACACAUUGUACUUUCUCCCAAAACACCGCCAUUCUUUGUUCCCUAAACGCAUAAACAUUAUAGACUCCCUACAAAUAAACCUAAAUUUGCCUCUGUGUCAGACACAAACAUACAAACAAGGAUUCAGGCCACAAGUGCAAAUGACAACAAUGCACAUGAUGACUGCCUGCUGCUUUAAAACUAAAGUUGCUGUUUGAUAUUGCCAACAAAGACUUCACAGCCUCUCUGUCAACUACACAUUUCUUACUUCUCAGGAGUAUGCAUUUUACAUGAAUAGGCUAUAUUUUAGUGUGCCAUUACUUUUUAUUGCA
This is a messenger RNA of Carassius auratus (goldfish), 5298 nucleotides long. Its product is annotated as glutamate receptor-interacting protein 2-like. The transcript has 24 exons. Gene Ontology annotation, biological process: neurotransmitter receptor transport, endosome to postsynaptic membrane. Bases 350 to 3694 code for a protein of 1114 amino acids. The record is from RefSeq and is a predicted model, not a curated record. Gene Ontology annotation, molecular function: protein binding. NCBI's taxonomy places the organism in Eukaryota, Metazoa, Chordata, Actinopteri, Cypriniformes, Cyprinidae.